Molecule: messenger RNA, 572 nt
Organism: Oncorhynchus gorbuscha (pink salmon)
Lineage: Eukaryota; Metazoa; Chordata; Actinopteri; Salmoniformes; Salmonidae
Product: protein jagged-1b-like
Exons: 3
Coding region: 129-572 (147 amino acids)
Biological process (GO): multicellular organism development; Notch signaling pathway
Cellular component (GO): membrane
Source: RefSeq, a predicted model, not a curated record
UGUGUCUUGUUGGGGAAGGUCUUGUUCUCUACUCCGUGCAUGUUUUACAUUGGAGAAGUGCGUUGGUGCUUUUAAUCGGCCAGACGCGGUCUAGUUUCCAAGCGGAGCGGCAAGACAACACCAGAGACAUGAUUUUGAGACUGGGCUCAGUUGUUGGCGUUGCUGCUUUUUGUUUACAUGCGUUAUUGUUGUGGUUUUAUGCAAAGGUGGUGGAGGGAACCGGUCAGUUCGAGUUGGACAUCUUAUCGAUGAACAACCGGAACGGCGAGCUUCUUAACGGGCAGUGUUGUGACGGUUCACGGAUCACCGGGGAUCGGAAAUGCAGGAUGGAUGAGUGUGAUACGUAUUUUAAAGUGUGUUUGAAGGAAUACCAGUCGCGGGUCUCGGCUGCGGGACCGUGCAGUUUCGGGUCCGGAUCUACGCCUGUCCUGGGAGGAAAUGUAUUUUCUUUGAAGAGCUCUGCGAGGAAUGAAGGAUCCAGGAUUGUUUUGCCGUUCAGUUUUGCCUGGCCAAGGUCAUACACGUUGAUAGUGGAAGCCUUGGACGCUAAUAACGACACGAGUGGUGAGUAG